Molecule: messenger RNA, 760 nt
Organism: Daldinia vernicosa
Lineage: Eukaryota; Fungi; Ascomycota; Sordariomycetes; Xylariales; Hypoxylaceae
Product: small secreted protein
Exons: 1
Coding region: 101-556 (151 amino acids)
Source: RefSeq, a predicted model, not a curated record
ACCAUCACCAUCACCACUACGAACACUUCACUCGCUCAAAUAAUCAUUACGACUUUUAAUCUUAAUACCUAAAACUUUAAACAACACUUCAAACGCCACCAUGAAGUUCACCAGCACCGCCAUUGCCGCCAUCUUCGCCGCCACUGCCAUGGCAGCUCCCACUCCCUCUCCUGAGGCUAAAACCUCUGUGGCUGAUGUCCCUGACUGGACUAUCGAGAGCAUCAAGCGCGGCUGCGACGCCGCCAACACCCAGUGCAUCUGGACCUUCAGCAUCAACACGCACCUAGCCGACCCCACUCCCUGCGAGUUCACCGUCAAGGGCGCCGGCAACGUCCCUGCCAGCGAGACCGACAGCAGCGGCAACAUCUGCGGCCCUUACACCGUCGGUACCGGCUGGAGCGGCCAAUUCGGCCCCGGCAACGGCUUCACUACCUUGAGCGUCGUCGACGAGGCCCAGAAGCUCAUUGCUUGGCCCGCGUACACCGACAAGCAGUUCGAGAACAAUGCCGUUGUCUCCCCUGACGUUAGCUGGCCCGUUACUUCUCUCCAGUUCUAAGCUGUUAACGACGGCGGAUGGGAGAGAGUGAAAAUUUGGGGAUGGAGAUGGAGGUGGAGGUGGAUAGUAGGAAGAGAAACGUCAUGUUUAUGCGAAAAUGUAAUUGUUCAAUGUUAAUAGCAUAGCGUCACUGGGUUUGCAUAUAGGUACAUCAUGAUACAUAUAGUCACUCCUUAUCCAGAUCAAGUUAACUAUAAGCCUAAU